Molecule: messenger RNA, 1922 nt
Organism: Scheffersomyces coipomensis
Lineage: Eukaryota; Fungi; Ascomycota; Pichiomycetes; Serinales; Debaryomycetaceae
Gene: OPI1
Product: transcriptional regulator
Exons: 1
Coding region: 404-1771 (455 amino acids)
Biological process (GO): regulation of transcription by RNA polymerase II; endoplasmic reticulum unfolded protein response; phospholipid biosynthetic process
Cellular component (GO): nucleus; endoplasmic reticulum
Molecular function (GO): transcription corepressor activity
Source: RefSeq, a predicted model, not a curated record
UUUUAAACCGUAAAUUUGGCUUAAAAUGGAGUUUUAUCACAUGCAGGUAACGCAGACUUCAUCAUACAAAUUGUUUGACCUCAGGACACGACCAGACUCAAAAAUACCCAAAAUUUAUAAAUUUAUAAAUUUCUAUAUAUAUAAAUGAAGGUUUACCAAUUAAAUGAUCAAGGGUGGGAGUUAGUUAGUAAAUCAUUUCAACUGAUCAUCUUCAUCAUUUGUUGUUUUUCUUUUGAUUCAGACGUUUUAUUCAGAUUUAGUUCUACUUGGUUAGUCCCAGAAGUGAUAAUAAUACCCUAUAUCAACCUUUAUUCAUUUACAUCACAGAUCUUACUGUUAUCUUGUGAACGUGGAAUUGUCAUAUUUAUCCCUGAUUUAAACAACUUAUUACCUCGAUUCAAUCAUGUCAGAGAUCAAUAACGCUGACUUUAAGCGUAAAUUAUCUAUGAAUACUCCUCAGGCUCAAUCGAUUGCAUCAUCUCCUUCAUUAUCACCAUCACCUCCCCCAGCAUAUGAACAUUCUCAAGCAAAUGUAGCCAAGACUGUUCCUAGAUUCGUUAGUCAUCCUAAUUCUCCUCAGUUAAGACCUUCCACUAAUGGGUCCAAAAAUAAUAAUGAUGAAGAUUUAGUCUCUGCGGCUGAAGCUUUAACUCAAUUAAAUAGAAGUGUUACCCCUCCAAACUCCGACCCUACCACUUCUCCAACUCCUCAACAUCCAUUAGUUACUAAAGUUAAUCAAGUUUCUAAACAUCCUAUUGUGACCCAUGCUGUUAAAUAUUAUGAACAUACCAAGAGAAAUUAUGCCUCAUUUGGUUAUGCGGCUGAAAUUGUCGAAAAAACUGCUAUACCUGUGGUAUCAAAAAUUGAAGAUAAUCUUAAUAGUAGACAUCAAAGACUGUUAAAGAAAGCUGCUGCUGCUGUCCAUUCCAAUUCAAGUUCUACCACUUCAUUGGCUUCUCUUACAUCUAUUAAUAGUGAAGCUCAAAAUACUAAGAAAAGAAGAAGAUUCUCGGGUAAUGCCAAUACAAACCCAUUAUCUGUAUCACUUGAAACCAAGAAUAGAAUUCAAUUCUGUUUACAUAUUUUGAGAUUGGCUAAUGAAAGUAUCAAUAGUAAAGUUAACUUUUUACAACAAAAAGUGAGUGAACGUGAAGAAUAUGUUAAAUCAGAACGUGAAAAAGAAUAUCAACAACAACAAUCUCCUAUACUUCAACCUACUGAAUUAGUUAAUUCUGAAGCUAUUCAAACCAAAACUGAAAUCGUCACUACUGUGAAAAAGAUUAUUCGUUUAAUAUCUAAUUUCAAACCAUCAUCCUUAAAUCCUGAAGCUUUAUCUCCAACUCCAAGUAAUGCUUCUGAAGAUAAUGAAUUAAAAACAACCAUCAGAGAUAUAAUAUUGAAUUUACCUAAUGCUUUCCAACAAAGCACCAUCACCAGCAGUGAAUCUGCCAAACAAGCCAAUGAUAGGAUAAUAUUAUUCGCUAAAGAAUCUCUUGAUAUGAUAGGGAAAUUAACCAAUGUAUUAAAUGAUCAAUUGGUUAAAGCUGAAGAAUGGGUAGCAGGAGCUGAAGAAAUUCAUUCUCAAGCUCAAGGCCAAGCCGUGACUCAAACUCAAUCUGAACCCGAAAUUGAUAGUUCGGGUAGUUUUGAAGUAACAAAGACAAGUUCCCAGUCUACUAUUGAAGAAUCAUUAGAAGAAUAUAAUACGUUUGAAACUAAAAGAAUAAAAAUCGAAGAUUCAGAGAGGGAAAAGAUGUUAAUCGAUAGUUAGUUAACAUCUUUGAAUUUUUUAAAGUUUUUUAUUGGGUUUAAUUUUUUUGCAUAUUUCGUAUUUUGGGUUUCUUGUUGCAUUUUUUUUUUUUAUUUUAUUUUGAUCUGAUUUCUAGUUAUUGUCAUUUUCUUAUUGUUUUGACAUUUUUGAC